CUCAGCAACUCAUAUCGAUUGUUCAAUAUCACAAUCGUAAACUACGGGAUUCUAACGAUGUUUGGGUAUUUAUUGGUCAAACUUACCUUCCGAUAUCAUAAGUUGUACACCAGAUCCUCAAUUUUGGCGACGAUAGCCACCAAUGUUGUUCUCUACGGGAUAUCUGACACUCUAGCGCAAAGUGUGACUCAGCUUCUUGAACGGGAACAAGCUCCAGGAAGAGUGGGAUGGAUGAUAGACUCUAAUUGGAGUGGCAACAACGAUUCUGCAGUCCAAUUCACGCUUGAAGGGGACAACGCUGACGAUUCUACAUUGGACUUUUUUGUCGAUUAUGGUGACAGCAGUGACGGUAUAGGUGCACAUGCUUAUACCAUUGAUUUUGAGAGUGGUAGCAAUAUCAUUAAUUCACACCUAGAUCCACAAGAGCAUUCGGGCUUUAAUUUCAGACGGUUUUUUGGAUUCAUAACAUGGGGCUUUGUGAUGGCAUUUGUUCAGGUGGCUUGGUAUAUGUUUUUGAAUGCAAUGUUUACAGACAUGCCUACAAUAGUUUCGGUUCUCGAACGGGAUUUGACAGAUCAGCUGCUUUUCUCUCCAAUCUCGUUAGCGUCAUUUUUUGCAUUCACUACAAUUGUCAUUGAAAAGGGCGACAGCGAAGCUUAUAAAGACAAAAUGUACAAGCUAUAUGUUACUACACUAGCAGUCAGUUUUUCUGUGUGGUUUCCAGUCCAAUUCAUCAAUUUCUCUGUGAUGCCCAAAAAGUUUCAAGUUCCGUUUAGCUCCAGCGUUGGAGUGGUAUGGAAUUGCUUCCUAUCAUACCGCAAUGCA
Pichia membranifaciens NRRL Y-2026 is the source of this 825-nucleotide messenger RNA. RefSeq lists its product as hypothetical. The annotation marks the transcript as partial. Lineage: Eukaryota; Fungi; Ascomycota; Pichiomycetes; Pichiales; Pichiaceae. The transcript has a single exon. Gene Ontology annotation, cellular component: cytoplasm; membrane. The record is from RefSeq and is a predicted model, not a curated record.